Messenger RNA from Solanum dulcamara, 3587 nucleotides. RefSeq lists its product as uncharacterized. The coding region runs from base 1241 to 3031 and encodes 596 amino acids. The transcript has 12 exons. Gene Ontology annotation, molecular function: catalytic activity. The record is from RefSeq and is a predicted model, not a curated record. Lineage: Eukaryota; Viridiplantae; Streptophyta; Magnoliopsida; Solanales; Solanaceae.
GUUUUAUAUUUUUUAGGAGAUAAAUCACACUAUUUGCAAAGUUAUAUUUAUGAUUUUAUAAAGGACAAUAAUGAAAACUAUGAAUCAAAUUAUAUCUUUAAAUAUUUUUUUAUAUAUAUAGAUAUAUGAAUUGAUUCAUAAAUUCACCUAAUAUAAAACGGAAAAAAUCGAAAAAAAAAGUAAAAAAUUAGCAAGCACCGCAAGAGCAAACGUAUGAAACCACAGACAUUAGGAAACAGCAAAGAAACGGAAAGGUCUCGUCCUCAUUGCUAAUAACGUGGCGACCUGCCCAUGUGACUUUUGUCACUCUCUAAACACGUCGACACCAUUCUUCGUUCCAUUAUAUAAUGAUAUCCACCUUAAUUACACCCUUUUUUUCUUGUCUUUAAUUACAUUGUUAAUUGCCAAAAAAAAUAAUUGCUACUCCAAUUUAUUCAUUAGAAUAUUGUGUUUUGCCAGCAUUUUUCCACAAAUAUGGUACACUCUUCCUCUUCUCCCCUUUUUAUCAUCUCUUGAUUAAUUAAUUGCAUUUCUGCUGUUCCAUUUAUUUUUUUUGUAGUGUUUACUUAAAAAUGGUACAGCACUUUAUGCUUUACAUGAUACUUGCUAACGCACUGAUUACUACUGUAGCAAGCUAGCUAGUUGUGCCUCACCCAAUUAUAUGUGAGUCGUGUGAGGCUUCUUUUUCGUCUCAAGUUGGUAGACCAAAAUUUUAAGCCCCCAGUAGUAUUCUUUUUAGGUCCAGACAAGUGCUGAGUCGUCGUCACAGCAAAAUUGCAGCAAUUAUUAUUAUAUUAAUAAUAUAAUAAUAAUUAUAUUAUAUUUAACGACAAUAAUAAAUAUCAUUAUAAAUGCUGCUUUAUUGUACCUCCGGUGAGGUGCAAAAUAAUUUUUUUCGCGCAUGGAUAAUAAAUUGCUGAAUAUAAGUACUUUAAGAACUGAAAUGGCAGACUAGAAGUUGAAGAUUUUUAGGUUUUGUUUACUGAUUCGUAUGAAGGAAUAUGUUUCUCACGAAAAUAGUUUUUUUUUUUUUGAAAAAUAAAUGUUUGUUAGAUUUUUUACGUAUUUUUUUGGUGUUUGGGGAGUGAUCGAAAAAUAUUUCGACCCAAAAGCACUUACAUAUAAUACAGCCAGACACCUCUGAUUGAAGCUGAAAAUGUGAUUACUGUGGACAAAAUGGUUAAUUAGUGUAUCUUCUUUAAUCAUCAAACUAUGUCUUUCUUCAAAACUAACAUUUGUAAUGCAGGUCAGAAUUUAUAGAAUGUUCCACAAAAUUUUACCACAGAGAACCCGGGGUUAUUCCCGGGAAUUCACCUCAAGAGGGAAAUUGGGUCCUAAAAACUGCGGCGAACACUUGGAACAAGCCAAAAAUGAGUUUCCGGUAUGUAAAUGUGGAUUCGAUAUGUUGGAUGCUGGCUUUUUCGAUGACUGUAAGAAGCUUGAAAUACAAAAGGGUGCAAAAGAUUUUAAUAUUCCUAUAAUAAGAUCCAACCGGAAGUUAGUUGCUACUGCAAAUGGAGGUUUGCGUGACCCUUCUCCUUUAGUUUUCAAUUCUGCAUGGAAAUCCCAAGAAGCAAAGCAAGUAACGGACAAGUUCAAUUGCCCUGUAUCCUCUGGUAUUCAAAGGCCAAAAAAUGAUGAGGAUCUUGCUUUCAUGAGUGUUCUUGAACUCGGGCAACUUAUCAAGGCAAAACUGAUUACAUCCGAGGAAUUCACUGGAAUUUUUCUGAACAGAUUAAAAAGGUACGGCCCUGUCCUUGAAUCUGUUAUCACAAUUACUGAAGACUUAGCAUUUCAACAAGCAAAAGAGGCUGAUCAAGUGCUUGCAAAAGGCAAAUAUUUGGGUCCUCUUCAUGGGAUUCCGUAUGGUCUAAAGGACAUUAUUGCAGUACCAAACUAUCCCACAACAUGGGGUUCCAAAUCUUUCAAGGAUCAAGUUAUUGAUGUCGAAGCUUGGGUUUAUAAGAGGCUGAAAUCUGCGGGUGCAGUUCUUGUUUCAAAAUUAGUCCCUGGUUCUUUAGCUUAUGAUGAUAUUUGGUUCGGUGGUAGAACAAGAAACCCUUGGAAUAUCGAAGAAUUUUCUACUGGUUCAUCAGCAGGGCCAACUUCCAGCACAUCAGCAGGUAUAGUUCCAUUUGCCAUUGGUUCAGAAACUGUUGGGUCUAUUACCUACCCAGCUACUAGGUGUGGUGUUACUGCAUUGCGGCCCACUUUUGGAGCUGUUGGUCGUACUGGAGUUAUGAGCAUAUCCGAAAGCUUGGACAAACUAGGCCCUAUUUGCAGAAGUGCUGCAGAUUGUGCGGUUGUUCUCGAUGCCAUCCGAGGAAAGGACCCAGAUGAUCUUUCAUCCAGGGACAUCAUGUUAGGUGAUCCAUUUUCCGUUGACAUUACAAAACUCACUGUUGGGUAUCUUGAAGAUGCUGACAAGGAAGUCGUUGAUGUACUUAAAUCAAAGGGAGUGAAUAUGGUUCCAUUUAAUCUGGAUUACACUGUUGACAGUGCUCAAGGUAUUGUCAGCUUCACUAUGGAUGUUGACAUGCUAGCUCAUUUUGACAAGUGGCAGCGCUCAAACCAGGAUGAUGAAUUUGAAGCUCAAGACCAAUGGCCUCUUGAACUUCGCCGCGCCCGAGUAAUAUCUGCUGUAGACUAUAUUCAGGCACAGAGAGGGCGAAGCAAAUUGAUUCAGGAAGUGAAAGAGAACUUCAAAGUUGACGCAUUUGUUGGAGAUUCGAGUGACUGGGAGAAAGUUUGUGUGGGCAAUCUCGUGGGUAUGCCAGUAGUGGUGGUUCCAACAGGUUUUAAGAAGAUAUCCAAUGCACCGUCUGAUGAUACUCGCAGGAAGACAACAAUAACUACUGGCAUUUAUGCUCCUCCUGACAAUGAUCAUGUUGCUUUAGCAUUGGCAAUGGCGUAUCAGUUGGUGACCAACCAUCAUAAGCAGCGCCCUCCAAUUAACGACAUUGGGCCAAAUGAUUCAAUUCCAAAUCCACCCACUUCAAUUGUACCCGCAAGACAACUACGUGGUUAUUAGUCUCUGUAGACUGUAGGGUGUUCAAUGUCACUCUGUGUUAUAGAUGUAUACUCUAGUUGUAGUUGUCAAAACUAUGAAGUGUUGAAUCAUAUUCUCUUAGUGACAAAAGGAAGAGAAUACUUCUCUCUUUUUGUUUAUGCUAAACUAGACCAUUCGGGGGCAGGGGGGCCAUCUUUUUGAUAUAUUCGUUUCAUUCUUUAGCAAUUCUCUACAGCUGAUAGUUUGGCCAUAUACCUUUCACAAACUGUUUGCGCUUGCUAAGAGAUAUUAGAUAGUCUGGCAACAAAAAAUUCAAUUUCGAACCCUGCGUUGAUGUUUUAAAUCCAAGAAAGGAUCAAGAAUGGGAGCUUGUAACUAUUUAUCAAAUCGGACUUGUAAACAUGAUCUCUUUCAGGUUGCUGCUUCUUCCCACUACUAGAAAUUCGAUUAAUAGGUCCAUUUGAGCUGCUUAUGUAAACAAUUUUCUGCCAGUUGUAUCUUGACCGAUCUGCUCUAAAGCUGUUAGAAGGAAAAGAAGAGACCACGAAGCAUAGAGACAUCAAAAGAGUGAGUGUCG